Molecule: messenger RNA, 1719 nt
Organism: Alternaria atra
Lineage: Eukaryota; Fungi; Ascomycota; Dothideomycetes; Pleosporales; Pleosporaceae
Exons: 1
Coding region: 1-1719 (572 amino acids)
Biological process (GO): amino acid transmembrane transport
Cellular component (GO): membrane
Molecular function (GO): L-amino acid transmembrane transporter activity
Source: RefSeq, a predicted model, not a curated record
AUGGGCUUUCUCUCCAAGAUCGGUCCGCAAACCACCACCAGCCAGGUGGCUCCCGACAGCAACAACUCGGAUAGCGAACUAUCUGUUAUCCAUGAUGGAGAACUCGCCUAUGUCCAUCAGACGGCUGGAAAUGGCGCAUCCGGCUACCAGGAAGCUGUAGGGGCGCCCGUAGAGACACAUUCACCGCUGGGCUAUCACGUCAACUGGCUCACAGUCAUCUUCCUCAACGUCAACCAUAUGAUCGGCACCGGUAUCUUCUCCACACCAGGUACAAUUCUUCGUCUAACAGGCUCCGUGGGUCUGGCUCUGAUCUACUGGGUUGUCGGUUUUAUCCUAGCCGCUGCUGGCCUCGGUGUAUAUUUGGAAUUCACCAGCUUCUUCCCCAACCGAAGCGGUUCUGAGGUCGUGUGGCUCGAACAGAGCUUUCCAAGACCUAAGCACUUCUUCCCGGUAGCUUUCGCCGUUCAGUCCGUCCUCCUAUCUUUCAGCAGCAGCAACGCUAUCGUAUUAUCCAACUAUCUGUGGCGUAUUGUUGGACGUGCGCCGGAGCAAUGGGAGCUCAAGGGUGUAGCUAUCGCCGCAUACACGUUUGCCGUCAUUUGCGUGGUCGCGCACAACAGGUAUUCUUUAUGGGCGAUCAACGGAAUCGGAGCUUUGAAGAUACUACUGCUUGUCUUCAUCUCGAUCUCAGGUUUUGUUAUCCUUGGCGGUCAUGUAUCCAGUGUGACAGACCCCGGCAUCAACUUCAGAAACGGCAACGGCAUGAGUGGAACUACUUCCAGCGGAUACAACCUCUCACAAGCCAUGGUGAAUAUCAGCUUCGCCUUCUCCGGGUGGCAAAAUGCCUUCAGUAUGGCCAACGAGAUCAAAAAUCCUCUGCCUACUCUCAAGAAGAACGCUACCGCGUCGCUAUUAAUCGUCUUCACUCUCUACUUUCUCUGCAACAUCGCCUAUUUUGCCGCCGUUCCCAAGGACGUAUUUAUCGAGUCGAGCGAGCUAGCCGCAGCUGUAUUCUUCCGUACCGCUUUCGGAUCCGCCGCCGAGUCAGCCCUCAACUUCUGCGUCUUGCUCAGUUCUUUUGGCAACCUACUAGCCGUCUUAGUCGGCCAGUCCCGACAGAUCCGCGAGAUUGCCCGCCAAGGUGUGCUUCCAUGGACGGAGUUCUGGGUAUCAACAAAGCCUUUCGGUACACCACUCGGUCCUUAUCUCCUAAAAUGGGUUUUCACCAUCAUUAUGAUCGUGGCACCCCCAGCGGGUGACGCAUUCCAGUUCGUCGUCUCGCUAAAGUCAUAUCCAGAUGCCAUGUUCCAUGUGGCUUUGGGCGCGGGACUCAUUUUCCUCCGCCGGCGUCGCGACCGGUCUGGUACUCCUCGAUCCGAUUUUAGGGCUUGGUGGGCUGUCAUCAUCCUAUAUCUAGCCUCGCAAGUCUAUCUGCUUGUCAUGCCGUGGAUUCCUCCAGUGGGUGGCAUCUACGCUGGCACCGUUAGCUUUUUCUAUGCCACUUACAUGAUCGUGGGAAUCGCGGUGCUCGGCAUUUGCGGUGCUUAUUAUUACGUAUGGAUGAAAGUCCUUCCGCGUUGGGGCAACUAUGCCAUUAGGUCACAGGUGGUCAACGUGGAUGAUAAUGGUGCCAAUACGCAUCGGCUGUUGCGUAUACCUAAUGCUGAGCUAGCUGAUUGGGAUGCCAGCCAUGAUGAGCUUGGUCGGGCGCUACGUUAG